Molecule: messenger RNA, 4019 nt
Organism: Cynoglossus semilaevis (tongue sole)
Lineage: Eukaryota; Metazoa; Chordata; Actinopteri; Pleuronectiformes; Cynoglossidae
Gene: dbpb
Product: D site albumin promoter binding protein b
Exons: 5
Coding region: 2368-3516 (382 amino acids)
Biological process (GO): regulation of transcription by RNA polymerase II
Cellular component (GO): nucleus
Molecular function (GO): RNA polymerase II cis-regulatory region sequence-specific DNA binding; DNA-binding transcription factor activity, RNA polymerase II-specific
Source: RefSeq, a predicted model, not a curated record
GAAAUAGUCCCUGUCCUUGAAAUGAUUUCAUGAAACUUCCCACUCACUUCCACGAGAUGGCAGUAAGUAUCUCAUUCAUGACACGGUAUUCCUCAGCUGUGAACAAGUGUAGCAGUCACAUGACCAGUAGACAGAUCGUUAACAGUCGAUCGUUUCACAGGUUUUAUUUGCACACCAACAGACGUGGACUUCCUCACAUCAACUGUUCAAAACAGCACACACUUUCACCGAUCCGUGAUCGGAACCUUUCUGUCCUGUAGUUGAUCAGUGUCACAGAACUGUUGUUAUUGGCCGUCAGUCGGUGUUCGUCCACACAGGUCAGUGAACAGUCAAUCCUCCGUGUCUGCAUGAUGUAGUGGACGUGUAAAAAAAACAAAAACACAGAACCAGAACCAGACGUGCACGCUCCGGUUUACAGUUGGUUCUAGACGGUUAACCCAGUUUUACGACAGGAAAUGAUACAUAUGGUAAGUUACAGUUGAUUACAAAAAAUAACUUUCUGAUCACUGCGCAAUUUUAAGUCUGGCCAGUAGGUGCACUGUAACGUUUAAAAGACUAGACUUCUUUAAGGUGUGGUAAAGAUAAUUAACGGUCAUUGAUUAUUGCGCUAAUUGUUUAAGCACUCUAAAUUUAACGUACAAAAUGAUUUUAAUUAGCUAAUAAAUAGGGCGGCGCCAUCAUCUGGAACCGCCACCGUUUCACUGACGUCAUACCGUCUAAUGAACGGCGGGCCGCUGAUAGAUAAGAUACAAAACAGUUGGAUUAUUCAGUAUUAUUCUGGUGGGAACAUCGCAGUCUCGGUCUCGGGGCAGAGUAACGCGGUCGUGACGACGCACAGCUGUGUUCUCGUCAGUCCUUGAGUGGCGGCCGUGGCCGUGGACUCAUGUGCUCCGCACCUGUACACUAGAUCACACGGCACUCGCGCUUUUGUGUUUCGAACUUGUCUCACGCGGCAGGAGCAUGCAGUCAGACAAUCCGAGCGGGAGAGGUUAGCCGACCUACUUUUAACUAAUAGGCGCUCGCGAGGGGUGGAGCCACGACUUGCGUUGGCCAAUGGGAGUCAAAGCCGCGAGCAUCUAGGCCUGGAUUCCGCGUGCCUCAUCCACGUGAGCUGGAACAGCUAUUGUACGCCGGGAGGCAACGUGCUGAAGCCACGGUGAAAAAACAGCACACUCACGUUUUCUGUGGAUUAUGAGGGAAGUGGAAAAGCCACGCAGCACCCGCUGAGGGUCGAGGGAACACCACAUGACAACUGUUAUAUUUGGUACUGACUCGGUCUGGGGACGAGAAGUGCCGUCACACCGCUGACACGGCCCUGCGCCAUGAGUUGUACGGCACACACACCAACCCGUGUACGCCACUGUUUGUAGCUGUCAGCCUGACCAAACAAACAGCUGCCGCUCCUCGAGCUGUGGCACGAGUGUAGGUGUGUCUCAUAAAUAAUGACUCGGCAGCACCGGGGAUCAGUGGAAACAGGGUUCCGCCCCUCCCCAACCCUGCGUUGGCUUUUUUUUUCUCGUACAGCCGUGACGUCACGUAAACUGCCCGUGUCCGUUCCAGCUGAGAGGGAGAGAGGGAGAGAGGGUGAGUGAGGAGUGAGAGAGGACGGUCGGACGUGGACGUCCCGCGGCCUAGACACAAACCCGAGCCCGUGCGCCAGUGACUGUGGAUCCACAAAAGUACAGGGGGAGAAAGAGGAAACUACCCCUCCUCCUCCUGCUCCUCACCCUCCUCCUCCUCCUCCUCCUCCUCCUUCUCCCGCUGACGGACAGCAGAGCCCGACAGCAGAGGAGAUAAACACCAAUGCAACUUGUCAUCUGACCAACUCGGCCGCCGCUGUCGUCGCUCGGCGUUGUUUGUUUGUUUGUUUGUUGUUUUCUGCGCACACCGUCUUCUUGUCUGUUUUGUCCGACAUUUCUUUUUUUUUUCUUUUUUUUUUUUUUGCAUCGCAACUGUUUGAUUUUGUCAACACUUCGGACGAGGAGCUCGUCAGUGACAUUUUUCUUUCCUCCAUUCUGCGUCGUCUUCGUCUCUUCUUUCUUUUUAGCCUCUCUGCGUGGGUUUUUGUGUAGUUAUUAUAUUAUGGACACUCUUCCCUCCCACUCGGUUGUUCUGACUGUCCCUCCCACACUGGCCCUCUGAGAAUAACAGCCUGCUCCACUGCACACUUCAAACAACACAUGGCUGCAAUGGAAUACUUCGAGGAAAAGAUUCCUGCAGGAAAAUAAGGAAUUGUCCGCAGCUGCAAGACAAAGUGUCACCCAGCGCACUCGCCCCGUCGGUGGGUGCUUCACUCAGAUUCCCUCGCCCCCUUCAAGUGCCCCAGCCAGGUGUCUAAUCUAAUCCUGCGCCCCCAUCUGGUCUACCAUGUCUAGGCAGCUCUCUCAACUACCGACCCCCGACCUGCCAGCAGGAGCCAGCCCACAGUUUGGAGGUUGUACUCAGCCCGCGGGCUCGCUCACAGGGACCCAUCUGAACCCGAUGGCGGGGCUGAAGUCCCUGCUGCAGCACCCCAUGAAGGGGGACCAGAGUUUAAAACCCCCCUGUGAGGGCAAAGAUAAGGACCGACUGGACCUGGACGAGGACUCCCUGGGAGUCUGCUCCAUGAGGAGCGGCAGUGGACUAGGCAGCGGCGCUAACAACAGCGGCGGCGGCGGCGGCGGCUGCGCGGGGGUUGGCGGUCCCACUGGCAGCAGUGGAGGAGGAACCUUCAACCAGUUCCUGGGACCUCUGUGGGAUCGCAGCCUGCCCACAGACGGCAGUCUUUUCCAGCUGCAGUACAUGGACUUGGAGGAGUUUCUGACGGAGAACGGAAUGGGCAGCAUGCACAACAACAACAGUUCCAGUUCGGCCCAGAUCCCCUCGCAGAGUUCCCCGUCAGCUGUGCCCAGCCAGAGUUCCCAGUGCCUCCCACCUUCAUCUCCUCCUGGCUCCACGUCCUCCUCUCCCUCGUCCUCUUCCUCCCCGUCGCUGAUUGGUUUGGAGGUUGUUCAGCCACAGAGCCUGGCAGGAGGAACCGACUGUCUGCACGGGACUCCAACAAAUAUGAAUGAGACCUGUGAGUCACCUUCUUCUUCCUCCUCCUCUUCCUCCUCCUCUUGUCCACCUCUGCUGACGCCCACAGGCAGUGGGCCAGAGCCGGUCGGAAUGUUUGACAUGGAUUCACCAGACAUGGCCAUGUCCAGCACCUCCAGCCAGUCCAACUUUGACCCCCGGAGGCACUCCUUCAGUGAAGAAGAGCUCAAACCACAGCCCAUGAUCAAGAAGGCCCGCAAGGUCCUGGUCCCUGACAACAUGAAGGAUGAGAAGUACUGGACCAGGAGGUAUAAAAACAAUGAAGCAGCCAAGCGAUCCAGAGACGCUCGCCGUCUCAAGGAGAACCUGAUCUCCGUGCGUGCAGCCUAUCUGGAGCGGGAGAACGCCGCCCUUCGACAGGAAGUGGCCGAGAUGCGCAAAGAACUGGGUCGCUGUCGCAACAUUCUUAGUAAAUACGAAAACCGUCUGGCUGACCAGUGAUGAAGACGCCGAAGGAAAAACAACAAAUCAGGAAGACGAGGAACAUCAGCUGGAUUGACAUUAAGACUCGAAUAUUUCUGAGACAGAAGCCGCUCUGAUAGGACGACAAGGACGAUGAUGACGAUGAUGAUGAUGAUGAUGAUGAUGAUGAAUGUAUAAGUCAAGGAGAGGGUUUGAAGCUCAGGUGUCUUGUUUUUGUGGAGGUGUCAACUCCUAAAAGUCACAGCUAGAAAGAAAACUUUAACUUUAAAUGAAAGAUGUGACUUUGAAGAGUUUUGUUAUCGGAGAAUUGUAUAUUUUUAUAAUAUUUAGGACAAAUUAGAGGGAGAGCAAAUUUGGUCAAUAAUUUUGUAUAUUUUCUAUAUGUCUGGGACGUAGAGACGGGAAAGCUACGGAAAAAAUCUUUUUAUUCUGGAUGAGUCAGCAGCAGCAGCAGUUGUUGCAGUUGCAGCAGCAGUUGCAGCAGCAGUUGUUGCAGUUGCAGCAGCAGUUGCAGCAGCAGC